This is a messenger RNA of Cotesia glomerata, 7667 nucleotides long. RefSeq names its product probable serine/threonine-protein kinase dyrk2. Bases 340 to 3795 code for a protein of 1151 amino acids. Gene Ontology annotation, biological process: peptidyl-serine phosphorylation; peptidyl-threonine phosphorylation. The record is from RefSeq and is a predicted model, not a curated record. Gene Ontology annotation, molecular function: protein serine/threonine/tyrosine kinase activity; protein serine/threonine kinase activity; ATP binding. NCBI's taxonomy places the organism in Eukaryota, Metazoa, Arthropoda, Insecta, Hymenoptera, Braconidae. Gene Ontology annotation, cellular component: nucleus. The transcript is spliced from 10 exons.
AUUUCCUUAAAUCUCUUGGUGAGUCUGUGUCAGCUGUCGCUAGAGUCCAACAUCAACAAUAAUUGUCACCUGUCAACAAGUACUAACAAAUACUCAUUCACUGCCCCCAACCGUAAUUAUCUGUCCGAUAGUAGAUAAAUAAAUCUAAAAACCAUGUUACGAAAUGGAGAAUCCAAAGAAUCGAGAGACCGCGAAAGAACAAAGCAGAUUAUAUUAAAAAAGCGAUGAGUCAAAAUAAGUCUAAAUCAUUUGGAUUUUUUAGUAACCGAAAGCAAAAAAAGUGUUUGAUAUCCGGUAAAAAUAGAGGUAUCCAAAACCAAAAGUUUGGUGCAACAAAAGAUGUUGGGUGUGAGUCAACCAAGCAAUCCGCCAUCAAGUUUAAGACACUCAGCAAGCUUUUCGUGUCUUCAGCGUACGUCAGGUGACGGAGCUCAUCGUGCUAGAACGUCAACUCUUCCCCAGCAACCAAAUCUCCAAUUGUCAAUAGUCCAACAUCACUAUGCUGGUCCGAGUUCCCUUCAACCCUCCUCCUCAUCAUCAUCAUCAUCUUUCUCACGCCGUUUAGAAAUAGAUUAUCUACCAGAAAGCAACGAGUAUGGUUUUGUUCACAACACGCGACCAAGAUUAAGAAGCACUAAUUCUACAGUAUUGGGGGAGGAACACGAUCACCACUGCCAGAAACAACAACAACAGCAUCAAUUGUUUACCCGCGAUUCUGUUGGUAUUUAUGACGAGUCUGCCAAAGUAAAGAAUCGCGAGCUUAUAGAGUCAUCAAAGUCACGCGAAAUUGCCAAGAAUCAGAAUCCCUUAAAGGGAGCGUUAAUUCUUUUCACCAAUUCUACUUCGUCUUGGUGGAAAGCCAAGCAGCGGGAAGAGCUCUCAGCCACUUCCCUUGUUACUCCCUCCUUGUCCUCAUCGUGUGCAACUGAAGGAAGGAAGUGGUCAAACGAGGGAGCAGCUAUGACACCUCCAUCAACUUUGUCUGAGAGAAAGUGGCUCGGUCCAUCUGGUUCAAUACCUGGGAGUGAACGCAAGUGGUCCUGCAAUUCGAUUGUCGCCUCACCAGGGAAUGAAAGGAAGUGGACGACUGCCUCGAUAUCGCCAACCUCAAAUGGACAGGAUCGAAAGUGGCGAUCACUCGGAGCACUUCUCAGGACACCGGUCACUAAUUCAAUGGGUUCGCAUGUGAGUCAAAACUCGUUUAGUCAGAAUAUGAGUGCUUCCAUGAUUGAAAAUAGCGCAAGUGAGAGUUUCAGAGAGUGUUCAACUGUUGGUCCAACUGCUAAAACACUGAGAUAUCCUCAGCCUACCUCCUAUUCGGCACGAGUGUCCAAAACCACCAGGGACACUUAUCGUGACAGCAGUGAUUACUCGCAGGCAAGAUCAACGAAAGUCAGUCGGAGGCUUUAUCAAGAUUCUAUCGAGGCGACUGAGAGUGCCGGUGAAGAGCAGAGACGGAAAACCAGAUCUGAAGACGAAUCCACUCGAAAUAAAUCCACUCGUGAUAUGUCUAAGUGCGACAGAAUACAAACUAUUGAAGCACGGGCAACAUCCACGCGUUCCGGGCGUGCCCAGAGUUUUUAUUUACUUGAUGAUUUUUUAAAACCACAUCCCCAAUCGAAAUGCUCAUUUAACCUUCACUUACCUUCACAUUACUCAUCGAAAGUUAGUACUGAACGCAACAGCAAGUCCAGUGAUAACAAACAACCAUGUACUAACGGGACGAGAAACUUUAGCAACAUUACACCACCAAGACGGCAUAACUCUAGUUCAGACAGUCUUGAGGUUGCUACCAGUCCUCUUCCACCUCCGGUUCCACCACCACCGCCUCCAGAGGUCAAUACCAUCAAAGAUAAAGAUAAGCUUGAAAUUAGCAAAGAACGUGAAUCUUGUCCUUGCAGAAUGUGUUGGGCUAGCUUUCAGCAAAAGACUUUUCAUGAUGAGGUGAGUAGGAGAUCGAAAGAACGUGCGUCUAUCCACCAAGAUAAAGGGAGGAGUCCUGGAACGCUCCAUAAGGAUGUCGGGGCUGGUGGAACAAAAGUUAGCGGCAAACCCGUCAGUGGAGUGGGUUCUGCAACCCUCACAGCACUAUCAUCUAUUAACACGUCCAAUGGAAAUCGGAACAAAAACAAUCCCAUUGCACACGAGAAACUACCGUCACUCAGCAAUAGCAAAACAUCGCGGGAUACAACUGACAACAACAAUGGAAACCACUCCGCGUCUAACAAUAUCCACAACAAUGUACCCCUGCAUGAUCCACUUAACACGAGUGUCCAUGUUGACGCCUACGGACGUAGAUUACCCAUGACACCACAAGAAGCAACCAAAUACUACGGCUCACGACUGACUGAGUACGAGCGUACUGAAAUUGAAAAGUACUCGGAAAUUUGGUACUUAGGACUAUCAGCGUGUAAAAUUCACGGCGAAGAUGGUGCCGAAAAUAGUGGAUAUGAUGAUGAUACGGGAAGUUACCACAAAAUUCCUCAUGAUCAUAUAUCAUACAGAUAUGAAAUAUUAGAGGUAAUAGGAAAAGGAAGUUUCGGCCAAGUUAUUCGAGCAUUAGAUCAUAAAACCGGUCAGCAUAUCGCCAUCAAGAUAAUCAGAAAUAAAAAGAGAUUCCAUCAUCAAGCGCUUAUUGAAGUGAGGAUCUUAGAUCAUCUAAGGAAAAAAGAUCUUGACGCUGAUUCCCAACACAAUGUGAUACACAUGCUGGAGUACUUUUACUUCAGAAACCAUUUGUGCAUUAGUUUCGAACUCAUGAGCUUGAAUCUUUACGAGUUGAUCAAGAAGAACAACUAUCAGGGAUUCAGUCUGAGCUUAAUUCGUCGUUUCGCCAACUCACUCAUAAACUGCCUGAGAUUGCUGCACCGUGAGAACAUUAUCCACUGCGAUUUAAAGCCGGAAAACGUUCUCUUGAAGCAGCGUGGCAGCAGUUCAAUAAAAGUAAUAGACUUUGGUUCAUCUUGCUACAGUCAUCAGCGUGUUUACACGUACAUCCAAUCAAGAUUUUAUCGAAGUCCUGAAGUGAUUCUUGGAUUACCAUACGGUACUCCAAUAGACAUGUGGAGUCUGGGCUGUAUUCUCGCAGAAUUACACACCGGAUAUCCCCUUUUUCCUGGGGAGAAUGAAAUCGAGCAGCUCGCAUGUAUCAUGGAAGUAUUGGGACCGCCGCCAGAAUCGUUAAUCUCGCACGCCACUCGUCGUAGACUAUUUUUCGAUUCCAAGGGCAAUCCACGGUGUAUAGUUAAUAGCAAAGGAAGAAAAAGAAGGCCUGGUAAUAAGAAUGUUGCAAUCGCACUCAGAUCUAAUGACGCGCUCUUCAUCGAUUUUGUUAGUAGAUGCCUCGAAUGGGAUCCAAAAGAACGAAUGACACCGGAUGAAGCGAUGCGUCACAAGUGGCUCAAUACAUCCUCAUCUUCGCACUUGAGUACAUCGUCGUCGGUUGUGAGUUCUAUGAUUAAUUCAACGAUAGAGCCAAAUCAAACAAGUCACAGUCAAUCAGUCUCGGUGAGUGCACCUCGACAACGUGCAAUAACGCUAGAGGAUGAACAGCAGCAGUAUAGUUUAUAUAGGCUGUACAGAGGUAGAAAGUGCGUAUCAAAAAUUACGGCUAUUGAUAAUACAGACAAUAACACACUUGCGGUUAAAAGUAAACUUAACGGUAGUGCAAGUAGUCAUGCUUUAGCAAGUGGAACUCAACCAGCUGCCUCGAGACACGCGUCAACUGGUGACAUUGUUGCAAGUCUAGAUCCUAAUCUCGAUGAUUCUGGAACUUAUCUACCUGCAAUACUAUGAAACCGCAUGUGCGCCAGUCACUUCUGAAUGAUUUUUGUUUGCUUCAGGAUGUUAACUAGCGCACAUUUUUUUUUUCGCAUCAUUCAUUGUCCUUGGCUAUCAACGGUACCAAGUUUAAGCUUGCUGAUCGGGACCACAUAAUCCAUUUCAUUAUCACUUGACUGUGAGUUCCGACAAUAAAUACUCUACAGCAUAAGAAAAGUAAACCUUGGGCCGGUUUAACGAAGACAACAACGAUAAAUUUAGAUUUUUUUUUUUUUUUUUGUUAUAAAAAAAUAAAAUAAAACGCAUCGAGAAUAAUUCCGGCCUGCGAUGAUGAUAAGAAGUUUUAAGAAGAGAAUACGAGAAUGUAAAAAAUUAUAAGGGAAUAGAAAAAAAGGAGCUGAGUACAAGAUUGUAAAGAACUUAACUGGCUCGACAAUUUUUCCCAUCAACCGAGAUCGAGGUGUAAUUACUGUCGUUAGUCACGCAGCUUGCAGUGAGAGUUAAGAGGCUAAAGUAGAUCCAGGUAACAGCCUCACGUGUUAAAAAAAAAUAAUGAAAAAAAUCCCAAGGAGAAGACGAGUGAGAGGAAAAAAAAUAAUAAGUGUCUACAUGCAUGUUUAAUUAUGAUGGCCAAAAUAAAAAAAAAUAUAUCACUCGGUUAGUUUUGUUAUACAAGGUUUUUCAUCUGUUUUUUUUUUUUUUUUUUUUUUUUUAAUUCUGAGUAAAAAAAACCAUGACAAAAUAAUGAUUCAGAUUUUAUUUGAUUGUAUUAAGACUGCUGAGUAGACAACACAAAAAUUUUUAAACGUGGUUUAAUCUUCCAAAUAGUCGAAAAUAAAAAAAAAAUUCUGCGAUCUCGCGAUAGACUUGCAUACUCGCACAUCUCAAAAGAACAUAUAUAUCAAUUAAUGAAAACCCUAGUAAUUUUUAAAUAACAGGGAAAAGUUAAUUGUAUCUUAUAGUAUAAUGAAAAUUUAUAAAUGUAUCAAACAUGAUAAAUUGAGACAAAUCUCAGAAGGCGAAUAAGUAUGAGCAAAUGAACGUGUUUCACGAGGCCUGAGUAGUCUUAUUGUGAUAUUAAUCUACCACUGUCUUACUUAGAUCUCCGAUAAGAAUUAACAUUUAAUUAUAAUUUUUCUUUAAUUACUAACUAUAUUAUUUUAUUAGAUAUAUUUUUUUUUCGUACUGUCGUCAUCGCUAUCACUGUGUACGAAAGCAACAUUUACAGUUAUUAUAUGUCAAUAACUGUAUCAUUAUUGAAAAAGUUACUAGUAAAAGAAAAGUAAUCACCGUAAAAUUAAAUUAACAAAUGAUUUAAGUUUUAAUUGAGUUAAGCAUGCGCUCAUAUACUUUAUUUAGAGAAUGAAUAAAUAUAUAUAAUUAUAUUAUUAUUAUUUUUUUUUUUGCAAUUAUAAUGCCAUUUAAUAAUUUUUUUUUAUCUAAGCUCAGGAAUGAUAAAUAAAUUAUGAAUGCAAUUACGACCACUGCCUAAGUAACAUUCAUUUUAUAUAAAAAAAGAUAUAAAAUAAACCGAGGAAGAAAACUAAUUUUCGUUUAUUAGUUAUGAGUAAUCUCAUUAUUUGAAUAAUUUUUCAUUUACUCAAAUUGUCAAUUAAUACAUAAGUAUUACGUCCAGAUUAAACAAAUUAAUUGUAAAUCAUGAGCAUGAUUUUCGUGUUUGAUGUUUGAUUGUUUAAACUAUGUCUUAUAAAAAAUAACUUGCUAAAUUUUUAUUGUAAUUGUCAUAAUUAAUGUUCUGUAAUAAAUUAUAUUUGUUUAUUAACAAUGUCAUCUAUUUUGAAUGUAGAAUAUCUAAAAGAAAUGUGUGAAGACUGAAAAACUAUGUUGUCUGAAAUUGUAUAUUUUUGUCUCAAUCAUUUUAUUUUAUUUCAUAAAAGUGUUAUAAAAUUAACAUUAAAAGUAAAAAAAAAAAAUAAAAAUUGUAAACCGAAAUCUUAAGAAAAAUUAUAAUACAUCUUCUUACCCAAUUGUAAAAAACGUCUAAAGUAACUCUUCAUAAAAAUGUGUUUUUCUUUCUGCAUUGAUUUGCUGAUAAAAAAAAUCGUCAUAUUUGAGAUUAACUAUAACUUUUUGUGCGAAAGAUUACAAAAAUUACAUUAAAAUUAAACUAAUUGAAAUUUGAAAUUAGAAACGAAAAUGUCAGUUGUGGCAACAAGAUAACUGAAUUUUUUAAACUUUAGAUCAAAUGACUGAUCUAUUUGUAACGACUGAAAUAAAAUUAAUAUUUUAGCUUAAACGUAAUUUCAAAUAAUAAACAAUGUUGCUGACAUGUGUCGAGUGAUGGAUUGACAUCGAGCUAAUUGAAAAUAAAUUAAAAAAAUACUAAAAAAAUAUAAAUAAAUAAAAAUAACUACAUCUUUUCCUUACGGAAUCAUCUCGUUCUAGUUAUUACUAUUAUUAUUUUUAUUAUUAAUAUUAUUAUUAUACUUAUAGUUAACAUGUAUUUAAUUGAUAAGAAUUCGGAUUUUAAGAGACGUGUUUACAAUAAACGAAAUAUUAAACAAAAAAAAAAACAUAAAAAAAUUGUGUAUAAAAUAUCAAUAAAUAUUACUACCUUUACAUGCAGAUUGAUAAUUAGAAAGGAAAAAUAAUCACGGAAUGAAAAAUAAAAUGAAUAACUAGACAAUUAUACGUAGAUUUUAAAAUUAGACAUAUAGCAAAAAUGAAAAAAAAUAAAAAAUAAAAAAAAUUUUUUAAUAUCAAGGAAUUAAAUCAAUAAGCGGAAUCCUAAAUGAAGGGGGACGAUACUCUCGUAUAUUUACAGUUUAUGUGCGGGAUCAAAAUAUGUGUAUAAAUAAAAAGAAAAAAAAAACAAAAAAAAAUAAAUAAUGUAUCUACUUUAAACACUUACUGUCAAGAUAUCAAUACAAUCUUUACGUAUGCCUAUUCUAAUUCUAAUAACUAAUAUAACUCCUAACAAAAGAAUGAUAAUAACUGUAUGAAUUCUUUUUAAAUAAAUCUCUGUAGCGUGCAAUAUAUUGAUAGAUAAUACAUGAAAGAAAAUGGUUUAAAUAAAUUUAAAUAAUGUAAAUGGUAACAGAGAUUUUUUUAAAACAGCUGAGGUAUAAAAAACCUUGAAGACUAGUCCUUUUGGAUAACGAUGAUGAUAAUGAUAAUGUAUUAGACGCCUAUCUACCUAAUGUGCUUUAUAUACUCGUAACUCGUAACAAUUGAUAUAUUAAAAAUACUUCUGUACUGAAAACUAAAUUAUUAUAAUACUGAAUUAAAUAUAAUGAGAAUAUAUGCAUUAGUUAAUAAUUCACGUUUUAUGUACGUAUGUAAGUGUGGGUUAGUGAAAAUUAAUUUUAGAUAGUGAUAAUGAUAAUUGUAGACGUAUAACAAACUCUCCCUCUUUUUUUUUUUUUUUUUUUUUUCAUUUUUAUUAAUAAAAAUCGUAAUUAUUUUUUUGUAAACUUUUUUUACAAAAAUUCUUAAAUUUUUAACUAAAAUAACUUUAGUCUUAUGAAAAAAGAAAAAAAAAUUAAAUACAAUAUAAAGAAAGAAAUAACGGCGAUAGAAUUUGUUAGGACAAUCAAUUUCAAAUUUAGAAUUAUUAAUUAGAAUAAAUAUUUUAGUAAUUAAAUGUUUGAAAAUAUUAAUAAAAAAAAUAAUAAUAAAUGCUGCCUACCAGAGGGAGAGUUUAAAGUCAUGACUAUGGAUGGACAUAAUGUGACUCGUAUCAUCAUUGAAAAAUUGUGUAACAAUCGGCCUCAAAAACUUCUGGUGGUCCUAUAAUUAAUUGUGUGUCUCUUUUUACAGCUGUCAGAUGAGCUGUAAAUAAAUCAAAGGAAAAAAUAAAAAAUACAAGUUAAAGAAUUAAGCACUUCCAUUAAAUCAAGUGUCCGGUAAUCUGGUCGUGAUGUAGU